AACCUAUGGAAGAUAAAUCAGGAUUUGACUAUUUUCAGUAUUUUCAAAAUACUGAACCAUUUAAGUGGUCACUUAUUGGUUUUUUAGCAUGGAGAUCUGAAAUAUUGCAGUUUUUAGAUAGGUCAAAAGAGCAUAAAUCCUCAGAACAAAAUACAGACUUACAGAAAACAAAAAUCCCUGAAAUAGGCAUACAACCUUUGAUAGAAGAAUUAAGAAUAGAACCUUUAGUGGAAGAUACCGUUAAAGUUGUUAAUGUUGAUAAAAAUUCUACAGAUAGGCAAUCACUUGCAAUCGAAUUGUAA
Molecule: messenger RNA, 302 nt
Organism: Entrophospora candida
Lineage: Eukaryota; Fungi; Glomeromycota; Glomeromycetes; Entrophosporales; Entrophosporaceae
Source: the annotation of a GenBank genome assembly